Messenger RNA from Dermatophagoides pteronyssinus (European house dust mite), 2376 nucleotides. RefSeq lists its product as uncharacterized. Gene Ontology annotation, cellular component: plasma membrane; synapse; dendrite. Gene Ontology annotation, biological process: adenylate cyclase-inhibiting G protein-coupled acetylcholine receptor signaling pathway; chemical synaptic transmission; G protein-coupled receptor signaling pathway, coupled to cyclic nucleotide second messenger. Gene Ontology annotation, molecular function: G protein-coupled acetylcholine receptor activity; G protein-coupled serotonin receptor activity. The record is from RefSeq and is a predicted model, not a curated record. Lineage: Eukaryota; Metazoa; Arthropoda; Arachnida; Sarcoptiformes; Pyroglyphidae.
UUGAUAAUCAUGGCAAUAUUGGGAAAUGUUUUAGUAAUGGUUGCAUUUAAAAUUGAUCGUCAAUUACAAACAAUAUCAAAUUACUUUUUAUUAUCAUUAGCUGUUGCUGAUUUUUUAAUUGGAUUUAUAUCAAUGCCAUUAUCAUUGAUUUAUAUUGUUGUUGAUGGUUGGCCAUUAGGCUAUUCAAUCUGUGAUAUUUGGUUGGCCAUUGAUUAUCUUAAUUCAAAUGCAUCUGUAUUAAAUUUAUUAUUAAUAUCAUUUGAUCGUUAUUUUUCUGUUACAAGACCAUUAACCUAUAGAGCUAAACGUACAACACGUAGGGCUUGUAUUUUUAUUGCAUUCGCAUGGAUUGUAUCAGCAUUAUUAUGGCCACCAUGGAUAUUUGCUUGGCCAAAAAUUGAAGGCCGCCGUACAGUGCCUGAAUAUCAAUGUUAUAUACCAUUUCUUGAAUCAAAUAUUUGGGUAACAACUAUAACCGCUAUAAUGGCAUUUUGGCUUCCAGUAACCAUUAUGUGUAUACUUUAUUGGCGUAUAUGGCGUGAAACUGAAAAUCGUUAUCGUGAAUUAACAUCAUUAGUUGUUAUAUCACCGGCAACAGUUAAUCAACCAACAGCAACAAUUGCACAAACAGCUACAACAUCCAUAACAAAAUUAUCAACACCCACUGCCAGUAGUAUGGUAACUGGUUGUAUAACUGCUGGAACAAAUAUAGGAACAAUAUCAACAACAACAACAACAACUAAUAGUGAUUCACGUGGUAAAAUUAAAUUGAAAACUACAUCAACAAAUAAUAGCCAUCAUAUUAAUAUUGAUGAAAAUAAUAAAAGUAAUCAUAAUCAUCAACAACAACAACAACAACAAAACAAUCAAAAUUCAUCGAUUAAAAUGCCUAAACGUCCAAUUCAUUUACCAAACUGCCCACAUAGUUUGAUACAACGUAAUAAAAUUCGUACAAAUCAAACAAUUUUAUCCGCAACUACUACUACUUCUCAACAAGAAAUUGAUAAAGAUUUGCAACAACAACAACAAAAAAGUGGUACUGUUGUUCGACGAUUACCACAUGAUAAACCAUCAUCGAUUUCAAUUGUAGGUCGAACAAUGUCUCAUACAUCGAUUGGUCAACAAUCAUAUAUUGAACCAAUACCGAAAAUAUUUUCAACACAUGAUUAUUGUGAUGAAAUUAAAUUAGAAGAUAUACAACAUACAACCGAAGGAUUAGUUUGUCUUAAAUCACCUGCAAAUAUUAUUGAACAAGAUUAUGAAAAUGAAUUAUUUGAAAUAAAUGCUACAACGGAUUUGGACGGAUCAAAAACAUCUGAAUCAAGAUAUUUAUCAUUCUGGUCAUGGAUAUGGAAUCGAUUAACAUUUAAUCAUAAUAAUAGUAAACAUAAACGUUGUAGUAGUAGUGGUAGUAGUAAUAAUAAUAAAAGAAAACAAUUAAAGAAAAAAUAUUCAAUUCAAGAAUUAAAUUCUGAAUCAGGUAUUAUGGUGCAAGGUGAUUCUAUGAUGAAUGAAUCAACAACAACAACAACAACAACAAUCAAAUGUCCAGGUUGUGCAUAUAGAUUACGUCGUCAACGAAAACGUCGAUUACAAAAAAUCAAACAAAUUCAACAACAAAAAAGUUUAGAAUCAGAACAAACAAAUAUUAAUGAACAACAUCCAAUAAUGACAAUAGAUAAAAAAUCAAAAAAAUUUAUCAAUCAAUCAUCAUUGGAUAAUAUGUCAACAACAAUACAAAAACAAAAACAAAAACAAAAACAAAAACAUUCAGAAAUUAAUUAUCAUAUUAGAGAAAUGGAAUCAAUUAAUGAUGGUAAUCAACAAUCAGAUAGUUCAAUAUAUACUAUUGUUAUAAAAUUACAAGAUCCAAAAGAUUAUAAUGAUAAUCAAAGAAUUAUGAAUGAAUCAAUAAAAAUGUUACGAUCAAAUAGAUCAAAACGAUCAAUAUCAUCAUCAAUACCAUCAACAACAACAACAGCAGCAAUGAUUCGUCAAGAUUCAGAUCAGCAACAAUCAAUGUUGGAUCAAGUUUAUAUUGAUGAAAAUUAUGAUGAUAGUGGUGAUAAUGAUGAUGAUGAUGACGAUGAUGAUGAAGAUGAUGAGCUGGAUGAUGAUGAUGAUGAUGAUCUGAAACAACAACAACAACAACAUGAUACACAUUUAUUACAACAUCAACAAUCAAUUACAUCACAAGCAACAACAACAACAACAACAGCAACGGUAACAACAACAGCAACACCAUCAUCAGCAACAUUUACACGUGUACGUGCAACAUUUCAACCAAAAUCCGAACGUAAAGCAGCUAAAACAUUAUCAGCAAUUUUAUUAGCAUUUAUUGUUACAUGGACACCAUAUAAUGUUCUUGGUAAGUAA